Linnemannia hyalina is the source of this 213-nucleotide messenger RNA. The record is from the annotation of a GenBank genome assembly. Lineage: Eukaryota; Fungi; Mortierellomycota; Mortierellomycetes; Mortierellales; Mortierellaceae.
AUGCAGGACGCUUCACGGGAACAGCAACAACAGCAACAGCAGCAGGAGGCACGGCAAGCCAUGGACAAGAUGUCGUCGAUCCUCAAUACAGGGCUUGACAGGGAGACACUCUCGGUGUGUGUGUCCCUCUGCGAGUCCGGCGUCAACCCUGAGGCCUUGGCAGUAACGCUGUCAUCAAGGAACUUCGACGAGAGAGUGCCUCCACGCGAGUAA